AUAAGUUCGUAAACAGUUUUGCAUUGUAAGCAAACUUCAGGAAACAUAGUUUAGAACUUAUAGUGUGUUGUAACCGCAAAGAAAAUGGCAGAAGACCAUGAUAUAAGGAGGCUGCAUAGGCCAGAUGAAAGAAAGCACAGCAUUGGAAGUACAUGUAGUUCCUCUGCAUCAAGAGAUGAACCAAAUGCACUAAUUUCAAAAAGGAAAAGAAAACAUCGAAGUAGAGACUCAUCCAGCAGUUCAUCAUCAUCAUCAGAUUCUUCUUCCUCUUCCUCCUCAUCUUCAUCUACAUCAUCUUCAGAUUCGACUGACUCAGAUUCAUCAGCCGAACAUUCACACAAAAAGAGACAGAAGAGCAAAAGUAAAGAAAAGCAUGAGAGGAAAAAGAAAAGCAAGAAAAGACGUAAAAGUGGAGAAAAGAAAGGACCGGUACAGUUGUCGCAGUUCAUGAGAGAGAAGCACAAAAAUAAGAAGCAUAAAGAAGAAAGGAGUGCUCUGUCAGGGAAGAAGAUACAACGCAAGAUCAAGAAAACCAAGAUUGACUUACAGAGGGACAAGAACAGGGAAGAGUUACUGAACUUUCUGAAUGCAACUAUGUAGGAAACCUAAAGCAAAUGCAGAUAAAGAUGGACAACUCUUUGUGGAUCUGUUAAGUUGUUCUUGUUGAUGCUCUCCCUUAGAAUAUAAAAAGUACAAUAAAACUCGUGUCAGGCCAUAACAUUUAUUAUGCCCCCUUUUGAAGAAGAGGAGGUAUAUUGUUUUGCACAUGUCGGUCCGUCGGUUGGUUGGUCCGUCCACCAGAUGGUUUCCGGAUGAUAACUCAAGAACGCUUAGGCCUAGGAUCAUGAAACUUCAUAGGUAUAAUGAUCAUGACUGGCAGAUGACCCCUAUUGAUUUUCAGGUCACUAGGUCAAAGGUCAAGGUCAUAGUGACUUGAAAUAGUAAAAUGGAUUCCGGAUGAUAACUCAAGAAUGCUUUGGCCUAGGAUCAUGAAACUUCAUAGGAACAUUGAUCAUGACUGGUAGAUGACCCCUAUCGAUUUUCAGGUCACUAGGUCAAAGGUCAAGGUCACAGUGACUCGAAAUAGUAAAAUGGUUUCCGUAUGAAAACUCAAGAAUGCUUACACCAAGGAUCAUGAAACUUCAUAGAUACAUUGAUCAUGACUCACAGAUGACCCCUAUUGAUUUUCAGGUCACUAGGUCAAAGGUCAAGGUCACGGUGACCCAAAGCAGAAAAAUGGUUUCCGGAUGACAACUCAAGAACUUAUGCCUAGGAUCAUGAAACUUCAUAGGUACAUUGAUCAUGACUGGUAGAUGACCCCUAUUAAUUUUCAGGUCACUAGGUCAAAGGUCAAGGUCACAGUGACUCGAAACAGUAAAUGGUUUCCUGAUGAUAACUUGAGAAUGAUUAGGCCUAGGAUCAUGAAACUUCAUAGGUACAUUGAUCAUGACUGGCAGAUAACCCCUUUCGAUUUUCAGGUCACUAGGUCAAAGGUCACAGUGACAAAAAACGUAUUCACACAAUGGCUCCCACUACAACUGACAGCCCUUAUGGGGGCAUGCAUGGUUUACAAACAGCCCUUGUUUAUGUUAUGAAUCUGCAAAUCCAGAAGACAAAUACUGGUGCUGACGUAUAUAAACUCUUAUUUUGUAUUAUUUCAAUUGUGAGAUUUAUUCUCAAGUGGAUUUUGCUAUUUAUGUACUGAAGGGAUAUAGAAACAACGCAAUCAUGUAUCUUGUAAAAUCCAGAAAAGUAAGAUUACUAUUUCAGGUGCACAUGUAUGUCCUUAAUUUGAAUACCCCCCCCCCCCUGUUAUACAAUAAUGGUAAAUAAUGCAACUUAAAGAAACUAGUGAACAGUUCUUAAAAUGCUCUGUUCCACUAUUUAGUUAUUUAGUUUAUUAAAUAUCUUCCAAUCCAAAAUGCAUUUUUAGCAUGUUUAAAUUGGUUCAACGUUUCUUCCAUGGAUUAUGUCAUGGUUAGUAUUUCUAAAGAAACAAACCAGCGUCAACUAUGUACCCGUGUUUAAUUUAUUCUUAUAAUUUUGAAAUAACUAAAACGUUGUUCAUUGUUUACUGUUAUGCUUUGACUGGUUUGUAGGCUAAUUUGUUAUGUGAUUGUUCUGUUUUGAAAUAAAAAUGUAUUUUUGUAAA
Messenger RNA from Dreissena polymorpha, 2152 nucleotides. Its product is annotated as corepressor interacting with RBPJ 1-like. The transcript is spliced from 7 exons. NCBI's taxonomy places the organism in Eukaryota, Metazoa, Mollusca, Bivalvia, Myida, Dreissenidae. The coding region runs from base 85 to 600 and encodes 171 amino acids. The record is from RefSeq and is a predicted model, not a curated record.